AGACUUCACUCUCCAAACAAAAUUUUAAAAACCGUUUGGUGUGUAAAUGUGCUCAACAUGUUCUUAUAGUUUGUUAGAGGCAAUUUGAGAUCAUUUUUGAUCAAAUGUAAUUUGUUAUUGUUUAUUUCGAGAUGUUAAAUAUGAUGUAUCAUACUUAUUUUGUCAGAAGUUCUAAGAUGGAGAGAUGACAAAUGUCAGCUGUCAGCUCUCAAAUCCUCUUUCAGUGUAAAGGAGGAAUGUUUCUCUCUCUUCCACUCAGUCCAACAGAGGUCGUCGUGUUGGAGGCUAAAAGGGGAAGUGAAACUGAUAUCACUUCCUUUUCUCCUCUCUGCCUAUAAAAAGAUUAAUACAACAACACUCUGGUCAGCUCAACGUUUUCACACCUUCUCCUCUGAGGCUGAUCACUAACAGGACACAUUUCAGGCUGUUCAGUGUAGGAUGUUGGAAGCUGUGGUUGGACUGUUGCUGAUGCUACUCGGAGUCUCUCAUGGUGUGGAAACCUACUGUGAUGGCCGACAGGAUGGAGCUCAGUGUUAUGGAGCUUUGGGAGGAACUGUGGUCCUCCAGCUGAUGGACAACACCUCAGGAAUAUCUAGAUACCAAUGGUCAAUCAAAACAACAACAACAACAACAACAAUAAUAAGGUGGACAAAUAAUAUGAUUGUGAUUAAUGCGAUAGCAAACAGAUCCUCCUUUACUCCCAGUGAUGGAACAUUUAGGAUCAACAACCUGAUCUGGACUGAUGGAGGUGAAUAUGAACUUGAAAUCUUUGAUUCAGAUGGAAAUAUAUCAGAGAAGCGGACUCUACAGUUGACCAUUCAAGCAGCAGGGUACUUGCCGAUAAUGGCUGGUGUACUGUCUGCGUUGGUAAUUCUGUUAGUGUUCGGGGUGGCUGUCGUCUGUGCUCAGAAGAAAAAGCAAAACAACAAACCUAAAGAAAAAGAAGACCAUGAACUAACCUAUGCUGAUGUCAGGACGGUGCAGCAGCCGGUGAGGCAGAUGCAGAAAAAGGCAGAGACGGAGGUGGAGGUGGAGUACGGCCAGGUCAAGUUUCCAGAGCGACCUCAGCAGACUGUUGAACCAGCAUGAGAUGAAUGUGUGUACGUCAAGGUCUGUAACGACAGGUGAUUCACGGCGUUUAGUGUUUUACACAAAGACUGCACUACUGAAGACAGAGAGAGGAGGUGUUUGUGAAGAUGCCCAAAGCUCUUUCACCUUCAUUUAAUGUGAUGUUCAAAAGGACAAAAUAUAGAUGAAUAUUAUUAUUUACCACUUUAUCUUCUGGGAUGAGCGAGCUUCAAAGUAUCAUCAUCAUCAUUUGAAUUACACUGUGACUACAUAGACUAGAAUAUAUCAUCAAAACACAUAUUUUUAAAGUAUUUCCAUAAUUGUUACACUCUCUCUUUGUAUUUACAUUAUGUUCUACUUCUCUGUUUUUACUCGUUUUUAAUUUAUGAGCAUAUUUACUUUUAUUUCAUUGUUAAAACACUGUACAUUUGCCAAAGGCUAACAUUUUAAGAAUAAUGUUAAUGUAACAAUGUAUUUGGUUUUAUUACUCCACAAUGAUUGGCAGACGUGGACACUCUAAAGCACUCUGACAAGCUGUCAUCUGUACGUUUAUGUUCUGUGUUUUAACUUCAUAUCAAAGGGAUAAAGUAGGUCUUUUCUUAGAUUAAUAUAUAUUUAUUAAACAGAUAUGGAUGGAUUAGUUGAGGGUCAGAGUUUCUCAAAUACAAUAGUAUGCUCCUGUGUUGGUAGUGUAGAGAUUUCUUAAAGGUUCUAUGUGGUGUGGAAGUUAAUCUCACAUCGACAGUAAGAUAAGUUUGUAGAGAAAUGUCUUGUGUCUCAGGAAGUUCGCAGUAACAGUAACCACAUAUUUUUUUCCAUAACGUAAACACUUCUGCUUUUUCUUAGGCAUGUGCUUUCAUUCUUUCAAAAUUGGUUUAUCAGUUGCAAGGGGUGAUUUUAAGACCUUACAUCAACCCUGUGUCAGUUAAUGGUGAAAUAUCCCUGUAAUGUAAGAAUAAAUAUGAGUGGCUUGUGUACUUUUAUUCAUACUCUAAGAUAAAAGUUAGUGGGGGGGGGGAUUUGUCUAUUUUAGUAGAUCCAGACAUAGAUAAUAGUAAAUUAUAUCUCAGGAUUGCCUGCAACAGUAGGCUACAUGCAGGUUGCUUAGUGUUUCUUAAUACAGUGAGUUAGCAGUAAAAGGAGAACACCUUCUAAAUGAGGGUGUUUUAGGGAGAAAAUUAACUACGUGUCAGAUUAUCUUUUAGCACCAUCAGGUUUUUUCUAUAUUUAGUUUGACACGUUUCCUCUCUUAGUCGCUUCCAGUUUUAAAGCUUUCACAAGUGUAAUAUAGAUACCUGUAGUAAAACCUUAAACCUUGUGAUGAUUUAAUAAUUGUAAUAAUUCAGGGUUUGAGUAAUUUUAGGGCUCUGACUUUCAAGUCUGGAGAAGAAACCAUUCUACAUUGUGGAUAUCUAUGCUCCCUGUUUAUGGGUAAAUAGAAAGUCGGUUGAACACAGUGCUGACUUGUGAUGUUUCAUGAUCUAAUGUUAACCAGUUAGUCAACUAUCAAAAAGGUUUAUAAUUAAAAACCAAACAUGGCCAUUUGUCUGGAAUUAAAUUGAACUGCAUGCAACUGAGGACCUAAACAGACAAUAAUGCUAAAGAAAAUGUAAGUUCUUAGGUAUUGGCUCUGACCCUACUCUGACUUGGAAAUGAUCAGUGUAUUCUGACCACAGACAUCAUACAGUGCCCAUCAUAUUCCUGUAAGCUGCUCUAUUAAAUAAUCUAAAUAUCCCUGACACUUUGGUUUUCCUGCCUCUUCUCAAAGACCCAAUCUUUUCUAAGUUAACCAUUGUGCAGCUUACAUGCUCCAGCCCAUAGGAGGAAGUGCUCGACUGCACAAGACGUAAUAAUAAAUGGCGAGGGGAGAAACAAAUAGUUCAAUACUGGAAGGCAUCAGCUAGAAUAAGGUCUGUUGGAUUAAGUUAAUGUUUGUUUAAACCUUUGCUUUUCUGAGUUGACUUCAUAACUCUUAGACAUUGGAUAAUUUGCAAAGCAACUCAUAAUGGACAUUUUGGAGUAAUAACUUUUCAUAUUAUCAAAGCUGCUAUUGCAUGUGCUACAGUCUUUUGGUAUAGACUGGGUCAGGAAGUGUACGGUCAAACCUUUGAUCCUCAGGAAGAGCACCCUUCUUGUCUCAGCUCAGUAUCUCCCUCUGAAACUCUUCAAUGAUGUAUGUUGAAGUAGCCUGACACAGUUUAUUUUACUGUUGCUUGAGUUCUAUUUUUUUGUGUUUUGUAACUUCUGUUUCCUAAAAAAAAUCAUCAAUUGUCAUUAUAUGUAAGUUUUGGUUUUAUAGGUAAAGUGACAGCAUGUAAGUUGUUUAUUUGCUGUGUAUUUAAUCAAAGACAGAGGUUACAUGCUUGGUUUGGUUUGAUAUCUUGAGGUUAAAGAUCCACCAAUACCAUUCAGCUGAUGCACAGCUAUAAAUAUGUGUUUAUGGUUCAUGAUAGUUGUAAAACAAACAACCAUUUUGUUAGUUGAACCCUCUUGUUGAAACACAGUUGACCUUCUGACUGACAUAAUCUACUGAGCAAAUAAUUAACAACACAGGAGAAGUGUAAUAAAACUGCUCCAACAAUCCAGUAUCCUUUUUGCCAUUUCAGUCAGUCAAUACUACUUUGAUCAUUUUAAUAAUUGUAUAAGUAUUAAAUUGUUUAGUAUUGUUGCAGCUAAAAUGUGUAACAUGGGGAAUCAUGUGGCACCUUAGCUCUUGACAGGUAUUUUUUUUCCUUAUAAAAAGCAGGUGAUAUUGUCAUUGUCUGUGUCAUGUGAUGUUAUACUGCCAUGCCAAAUGUAUUUAUUUAUAAAACCAAGACUGGUGCCAAUUCUUCAAUCCUGGGCACGUCAGUUUUUGACUGAAUAUAUAAUUUGGGGUUACUUAUAAUUUAAUUUAAAGAAUGUGUCAGCAACUAUUUGUAAAUAAAGUAAAUUUAAAGUAAAGUUUGAUUAUUCAGUAUAUGUAUGUAUCCUGUAAUGUGGACUUUAUUGUUGUAUGAUUCAAUAACAAAUUACGGUACAAACAGAGGUCAUUAAAUUCAUGUUUUACAGUAAUUAAGUAAUUUUGUGGGCUGGUAAAGCUUUAGACCAUUGGUACACUUCCUCAUUGGCAGCAUGAACUUAUCAAGAAGCUUUUCACUGUGGUAAUGUUUCAGACAGUUGUGGUUCAGGGAAAGCAGCAGAUAGACCCACAGCUUGUGACUGUGCUCAGUGCUAAUGAACAGA
Messenger RNA from Sander lucioperca (pikeperch), 4293 nucleotides. RefSeq lists its product as uncharacterized. The coding region runs from base 439 to 1089 and encodes 216 amino acids. Lineage: Eukaryota; Metazoa; Chordata; Actinopteri; Perciformes; Percidae. The transcript has 6 exons. The record is from RefSeq and is a predicted model, not a curated record.